CUCGAAUGCGCGUGCAUGGCAGCUAGCGGGAGCGCAAGCAGAAAGCGAUCGUGGCGGAAGAAGGAAUCUCCAGAAACCGUUUCUCGUUACCGCAUCUCAGUCGCCUCGAUUAAAUCGCGACGUCCGCAGUCAUGCCGAAAUCUCUCAGUCGCAUGGUCGUGCGCUUCUCUGUGGACCUGCACAAAGAACUGCUGCACUCCAGGAAAGACAAGAAAGAGAACGUCACCUCUUCGCCAUUCAUGAUCACGGCCGCUCUGUCAAUGACGUUCGCCGGAGCGCGUGAAAACACUGCCGACGAGCUCUUGGCAGUGCUGCGUGGCAAGGACGAGAAACUGCACGAGAACUUCGCGUCGUUUAUGCCAAAGCUGUCCAGCCACUCGCACAAGCUACAGUUCCACGUCGCCAAUCGCAUCUACAGCGACGAGAAGUUUCCCGUCGUGGAAGAGUACGCGACCUUCGUGAACUCGACGUAUGCCUCGACCAUCCAAUCGGUCGACUUUGAGAAACGCAGCGAGGCCGUUCGUGGCCAGAUCAAUGACUGGGUCAAAGUAGUCACCGAGUCCAAGAUAGUCGACCUUCUAGCUCCCGGUAGCGUUAAUCCUACCACCAACGUGCUCCUGAUCAACGCCGUUUACUUCAAAGGACUCUGGGAAUCGCCGUUUCCGGCCAGCUCGACGUCUCGCCGCGACUUCAACGUCGACUCCAAGACCAAGGUCCAGGUGGACAUGAUGUGCCAGAAGCAGGAGUUCGCCAUCUCACACAGCGAGGAGCUCGGGGUCAGGGCCAUCGAGAUGCCCUACAGGGGCGGCAGGACUUCAAUGAUCAUACUGCUGCCCGAUGAAAUCGAGGGCCUAUCGCACUUGGAGCAUCACUUGUCACACUGCAAGUUGUCCAACAUCGUGGCGGAUCUUAAGGAAACGCCGAAUGUCGAGGUGAUCAUGCCCAAGCUCUUGCUCCACCAGUGCCUGUACCUCAAGGACACUCUGGUGGCCAUGGGCGUGAACGAUCUGUUUUCGGGCAAGUGCGAUCUUUCGGGCAUGUUCAAGACGGGCAAUCCCGUCGUGUCCGAGAUGAUCCACAGCGUGUACUUGCAGAUCGACGAAGAUGGCACCGACGCCGCUGUGGCCACGCCUGCCGUGGCUGCGGCAUCUACGACGACUGUGUCUCCGGCGGCGACGCAAAAGACCGAGUUCGUAGUUGACCAUCCGUUCAUGUUGCUCGUGUUGAAGAGCAAGUCGGAUGUGAUCCUUUUUAUGAGCUCCGUGCGCCAUCCAUGA
Molecule: messenger RNA, 1277 nt
Organism: Dermacentor silvarum
Lineage: Eukaryota; Metazoa; Arthropoda; Arachnida; Ixodida; Ixodidae
Product: leukocyte elastase inhibitor
Exons: 2
Coding region: 132-1277 (381 amino acids)
Molecular function (GO): serine-type endopeptidase inhibitor activity
Source: RefSeq, a predicted model, not a curated record